AGAGGAUUGUGAAUCUCUAUGGGAGUUGGCACAGUGUGAUGGGGUUAAAGGACCAGAGAAACUCAGAAAAGAUCUCAAAGCUGCUAGAUUGUAUAGAGAGCAUGACUGAACCCUAUUCUCUUCAGAUGUAUAUGAGAGCUCCAGAGAAAAGAGUCAGACGUGAACUAGAGGAGAAACUGAGAGUGAGAGACAAUGAAAUCAAAGAGUUACAGAAGAAGAUCAAGACACUGGAUCCAGAGUGUGUGAAGCUGAAUCUGGUUGUGUGUGGAAGUAACAGAGAAUUAAAAGCCUUCAUAUCAAACCUGAUCCUGAAUCAGAGCGAGAGAAGAUCAGAGCUCAGCUCAGAGUGUGUGAGGAGAGACGUGCAGCUUCAUGGACGUCUGAUCAGUCUGGUGGAGCUUCCAGCUCUGUUCAACACUCAGCUCUCAGAGGAGGAAGUGAUGCGUCAGACUCACCGCUGUGUGUCUCUCUGUCAUCCGGGAGUUCAUGUUUUCAUCUUCAUCAUUCCUGAUGCUCCACUUAAUAAUGAAGACAGAGCAGAAAUAGAGGAGAUCCAGAGGAUAUUCAGCUCAAGAAUCAACAAACACAUCAUGAUCCUCAUAAAGCAGAAUUCAGAGCAUCAGACAGAAAAACUAAAUGAAGAAACACAGUCUGUCAUUCAGAGUUUUGGAGGACGACAUCAUUUCAUUGGGCCAAACACACAAGUGUCUGUGCUGAUGGAGAAACUGGAGCAGAUGGUUGAGGAAAAUAGUGGUGUUUGUUUCUCCACAGAGACAUUGAUGGAGACACAGAUGGAAAAACUGAAGGAAUUAGAAGAAAUGAAGAGGAAAAUCCAUCCAUUAGAGACAUGGUUUCAGUCACAAGAUUCAAGAGAAAGAGAAGAUGAAUUGAGGAUUGUGCUGCUGGGGAAAACUGGAGCUGGGAAGAGUUCAACUGGAAACACCAUCUUAGGAAGAAAAGUGUUUAUAUCAGUUAUUUCUCAAAAAUCUGUUACUAAAGUGUGUAAGAGAGAAACAGCUGAAAUCAACUGCAGACACAUUACUGUGAUCGACACUCCAGGACUGUUUGAUACUGAUCUGACUAAUGAGGAGAUCCAGAGAGAAAUCACUAACUGCAUCUCAAUGACUCUGCCUGGACCACAUGUGUUUCUCUUACUGAUUCCACUGGGACGAUUCACUGAAGAAGAAGCAAAAUCAGUGAAGAUCAUCCAAGAGAUGUUUGGUGAAAACUCUUUAAUGUACACCAUAGUGCUAUUUACUAAUGGAGACAAACUGAAGAACAAGACCAUUGAACAGUUUCUGGAUGAACCUGGAUCUGCCCUUAAAAAACUGACUGAAUCGUGUGGAAACAGAUUCCAUGUGUUUAAUAAUCAGACUGGAGAACAAACACAGGUGACUGAUCUACAGCAGAAGAUAGACAACAUGGUAAAAACAAACGGAGGGAGUUACUACUCAUGUAAGAUGUUCAGAGAGAUGGAAAGAGAAAAACAAGAACAACAGAAAAAGAUACUGAUGGAGAAAGUGGAGCAAGUGAACAGAGAAAAAGAAGAACUGAUGAACAAACAUGAAGAAGAGAAAAAAAUGUUGAAGAUUAACAUCGAGAAAGAAAGACAGAAUUAUGACAAAGAGAGAAAGAGAAGAGAAGAAGAAUUUAUUGAGAGAGAAGAACAAUAUAAAAGAGACAUUAAAGACAUGGAGGAAGAAAAGAGACAGAUACAAGAGGAGCUGAAGAAACAGAAACAACAGGAAAGACAAAGAGAAGAAGAGGAGGAGAAAUGGAGAAAGAAAGAACAGGAAAUAGAAGAAGAGGAUGAGAGAAGGCGAAAGAUAGACAAAGAAAAAUGGGAUGAAUAUUAUCAGAAACUUGAACAAGAGAUAGAGAAAAUGAACAGGAAGAUGGAGGAAGAAAGAGAUAAUCAUGAUAAAGAGAGAAAGAGAAGAACAACAUAAAAGAGUCAUUAAAGAGAGGACUAAGAAAGAAAGAUAUGAGAGGAGCUAUAACAGAGUAUGAGAAAAAGACAGAAAGAGAAGCAACAGGAAAAAAACGGAGCAAGAAAGGAAAUGCAGUGUGGGAUUAAUAUAAUCAGAAAGAGGAGAGAGAAAGAUCUUCAGUUCAAACAUCAAGAUUAAAAAGAAUGCUUAAGUUGUGUUUUUUAAUGCACUUACCA
Molecule: messenger RNA, 2167 nt
Organism: Labeo rohita (rohu)
Lineage: Eukaryota; Metazoa; Chordata; Actinopteri; Cypriniformes; Cyprinidae
Exons: 4
Coding region: 39-1949 (636 amino acids)
Molecular function (GO): GTP binding
Source: RefSeq, a predicted model, not a curated record